Molecule: messenger RNA, 3908 nt
Organism: Acanthaster planci (crown-of-thorns starfish)
Lineage: Eukaryota; Metazoa; Echinodermata; Asteroidea; Valvatida; Acanthasteridae
Cellular component (GO): nucleus
Molecular function (GO): DNA binding; zinc ion binding
Source: RefSeq, a predicted model, not a curated record
UAUAGUCACGUAGCGCCAGACUAUUUGUGCAGAUCAACAAGCAUCGUCUGCGUUUUUCUGCGAUGACGAACUUGCCAAAUGUCGACGGCACAUACGUGCCCGCGGGCAAUUUGGCUCAACAUCAUGAACAUUGAGCUUUUCCAUUAAACUUGGCAUGGCAGAAAAAUACUGACAUGGAUCCCUGGAGUGCCAUCAAUGCAGACGAGGUGAAAGAGCUGUCUUGGGUCCAGUGUGAGAAUGAGACUUGUCUGAAAUGGAGAAGGAUUGCUCGAGAGGAAGUUGGAAAACUAGGAGAAGAGCCUUGGUUCUGUCAUAUGAAUGCAGAUAAUGCACACAACAAUUGCCAACAAUUUGACUUUCAAUUCAGGUGUGCAGAUCCUGAAGAAGAUCAUAGGAAGACCAUACACACAGCCAACAAGUAUGGCUAUCGCUACAUCUUCAGCCAACUGCCUCAGGGUUCCUUGGUCUGGGCUAAGAUGACUGGACAUGUUUCAUGGCCGGCUAUCCUGUCUCCAGACCCUGCUGACGGAAGAUACACCAUGAUCAACGAUGAGACAGGGACUCCAUCACAUUAUCAUGUUGAGUUUCUAGGACAUCCUCACUCCCAUUGCUGGGUGCUCAGUAGCAAUGUGGACAUCUAUGGCAGCUCAUCGUCUUCUCAACCACAGAAACCCAAACACUGCAAAAAGUCUUUGGGUGUCUCUGCCGGAUGCCACACUGCACAAAAAGUUAACCUCUACACCAAGAACCUCCGAGAAUCCAUUCAGGAGGCUGAGCCCUUGAGGGCAUUAACUUGUGAGCAGAGGCUUGCCAAAUGUGUGUACAUUACCCAGACAGGAACAGAUACCCCACAGAAGAAAGGUUUCUUAAAUUCUGAAAAACAUGGUGCAGAAAUUAGGACCCCAAAGAAAAGAGAAAGACCAGCAAGAAGCCAAGAAGGGAACACUUUGACUGAUUCCAACAGCAGUGCGCAGUCUGCCAAGAAAUCAAAGAAGACUGUAUCCUUCAGUCAUCAACUACGAGUACAUCCUUUUCAUCACGAUAAUGUGUCCAUCUCCUCAUCUGAGGAGGAUUCUCCAGCCCAGCAGGUGCCCAUGCUUAUUACUUCAAAAGAGGAGCGACUUCAAGCCGAUAUUCAGCUACUGAAAAGAGCAGAGGAGAAGUUUGAUAGACGUCUCCAGCGGUUUUGCUCUCGUCAUGGGAUCCCGCUCAAGAACAGCGGACCUCGGUGGCAGGGUCGUCAGGUCAGCAGGUACCAGGUAUACAUGGCUGUCCAAGAACGAGGAGGCUACAAUAUGGUAAGCGCCAAUCGCGCCUGGGCAAAGGUUUACCACGAAGCCUGUGGAACAAGUCCAUCAGGGUCACAUCAGUCUGUGAGUUCUGCUGUAAAAUCCUUCUACACAAGAAACCUGUUGCCUUAUGAACUGUAUGAGCUGCGGUCUUCAGGCAGGUAUGCUGAUGAAGCUUCAACGUCCGAGACACAGCGCAAGAAAAAACACCCAAAGCACGAGAGUAAACACCUGAUGAGAGAAAAGAAAGUGGAACACAAGCACAGAGUGGCCACUUCAAGCACUGCAUCUGCUGCAGUCACACAAGGAGCUGAUUAUCAUAACAUCUCCAAUCAGCCAAUCCCAGUGCAUGGCAAGAACUUGCCGCCAAUGGGAGGGCCUGGGAACACCUGCCAGCCAGUGAUUGGAGGUGCUCCUGUCAGCUUUGAGCCAAUGGAUGACAUGGGUAAUUUCUAUCUGCCGAUCAGAGGGCAGAGCCAAGCUGCAAAUCAUCAUCGGAAAGAAGUCCUGGAAAGUUCAGGACAGUCACAAAUUGUAUCACAGGGAGAACAGCAUGUUGAGGCUUCACAAGAUGAUGUAACUCCCACGGACAUGGAUCUCCUUCAAGAGGAAUCCACCCAAGCUCUGCAGGAACUGCAAGCCCUGGAGAAUCUGCUGGCUGCCAUUCAGAAGAAAGAGGAGACUACCACAGUCGAUCUCGGGGAGGGUGUGAUCAAGGGCUUGGACAGGGCCACUCAUAGAGAGGGUCAGCCAUAUGCUAGUCCCCUAUCAAGAAAGAAGCCCAUUCUCCUUGAGUUCUACUCCAUGCAGUACAGGGACGAGGCAGAAUGCUGCAGGGUGGAUGGACCAGCUGUGAUGAGAGUGAACGACGACACGUGUCGAGUUCCAGACAUCGCACAUCCGAAGACGGCAGGUCACACCUCGUUCACUGCUGAACUUCCAGUGGAAGGCGAAGAUAGAAGAACACUGAGUCAAGACAUGUACGACGAUAUCCUCCUGGACAUAGACGCCAUGGGAGAUGAGAUCGACCGUCUCGAUGAUGAGCUGUGUCAGGAACUGACAGAGAUCUGAAUUAUCCUACAUGCUGCAAGCAAUGACAACAUGAUCGUGCUGGUAAGACGAUGACCUCAAAAGUCAUAGACUUGCGUUAUCCAGAGUACAUAAACAGUGUUACAGCAACCCCGGAUGAAAACAUCACUGUAUUGCAAAGGAAAUCUUCACUUUUCCCCAACAAAUUUCAACUUGUUGGAUAACUAACAUUCUUGCGAGAGUACAACUAUAAUGACAUUCUUAAGUAAGACCCAGUCAAGUUGAGCCCUGAAAUCCAGUUAAGUUUAUCAAGUCAAUUUUCCAUCUACACGUAGCUUCAUCAAGUCAAUUUUCCAGUUACACGUAGCUUUAUCAAGUCAAUUUGUGUGAGCACAUUCUCAAACGAUACGUUUAAUUACGAGGCAUACCAUAACUUUGAGUCUUUCCGUACAAGGGCUAAUUAGGUCUGCCAACCCCAACAAAUGUACUUCAAGUUUAGAGGGACUUGACCUACACAUUGCUUGAAAUGCAUGCUGCUAAAGGUGUUAAAUGACACCAUACAUGGCCGCAUGUAACAGUUGACACAGUUUAAUUGUGAAAUAGCAUUGAUAUGCACUGGGUCCAUUGGAAUAAGCCUAGUUCCUCUGUUGACAUUCGUUCCAGGAUAUACUUAAUAUCAAGAAACAAAGUUACUUCAAUGCAUAGUAUGCUGCAAGCCUGUGGUAUAUUAUAACAGAUGUUUUAAUGAUUUAUAGAAAAUUGGGCAAAUACAAAAAAUAUGUUUGUUUCUACACUCGUGUAGCAAAGACCUGACAUUUGUUAUGAUGAUAUUCAUUUUGACUGUUAAAAAAGUUAAUAUUUUGAAGCGUUGGUUCUUAAAUGUUACACCAAUGGUAGUAUUAUGGACACUGCAGGAACCAGGCAUUGCAUUCUCAGAGAAGUCUUGGUACAGUAUUAAUGGAUUUUGUAUUAUAAUGGUGCCAUGUUUGAAAGAUAUGAAAAAGACAAUGAAUUACUUUUAACCCAGUGCUGAAUGAUGUUCAAGUUUUAAGUCCUAAACGUGGCAUCAAAGAUUCAUGCUUUCAAAUAAACUAGAAAACGGUAUCAAACAUCACAAAUUUAAUUUUAUGCAUCAACAGUAGCAAAAAUGAAAUGAGCAUUAGAGAGCAAUUUAUCUCCACAUUUGGAACUUCAAUACAUUUCCGUGAAUGAAUAAUAACAGACAUUCAAAAUUAUAUGCAUGCAUCUUCUAUCCAUAUUAUGGCACUACCAUUAAGUGCUCUGUACAAUUGAUUCAAACCAUAUAAAAUCAAAAUAAACAUACCUUAACAUGAUCAAAUGAGUGCAGAUACAAGUACUGUACAUGCAGGUAAGUUGAAUUUAAAGCACAUGUGCAGUUCUUCAAGUAAUAUACAGAUCUGAAUUAUUGUCAAAAACGAUGUACUUUUACAUCUUUUAAAGGAACAGUGUUGUGGAAUUUUUGUCACUUCAAACCGUGUACAUGUUUUAGAAGCACAGAUUUAUGUUACGAUGACUUCACCUUUGUAGCAGUGAUGGGAAUAAAUGUCAACGUUCUGGAUUUUAUGCUAA